UGACAUAUGGUCCGUUAUAGGUUAGGAGAGAUAAUAAACCAAAUAUCAAAUAUAUAAAUAAUAAUAACUUUGCCAAAUAUAGACAAUAAGUCUAAAGUCUAUAUAAUACACAAAUAUCUUUGAAAAUUAAUAACAACAAAGACAAGUGGGGUUGUCUUUAAUGAAUAUAAAUAUUAUUAAAUCUAGGAGAGAAACUUAUUUCGGUUUACAAAUCAAGCUGUGUUAAUUGGUUUUAUUUUCAAACAUUAGAAGAUUCUGGGUGUAAGCAAAAAUUUAUCGGUCUAAUUGAGAUAUAAUGGCAGCAAAGAAUACUUCUGCUAUUGAUGCUCGUCAAGAACUUGGAGAAUUAGUAAAAAGAAAAGCCGAAAUUGCGGAUACUUUAGCAAAUUUAGAAAGGCAAAUUUAUGCUUUUGAAGGCUCUUAUUUGGAAGAUACUCAAUUAUAUGGAAACAUAAUUAGGGGAUGGGAUAGGUAUCUCUCAAGUAAUAAGACUACAAAUUCCAAAGCGGAUAAAAGAAAUAGAAAGUUUAAAGAGGCAGAAAGACUUUUCUCUAAAUCAUCAAUUACAUCCAUGGCUGCUGUUAGUGGAAUUGUUGAUCCUAAUUCUGAAAAAAGUAAGGAACCACACGAGUUAAAUGAAUUCGAACAAUUUUCUAGUAGCUAGAGUAUGGAAACAAAAAUAAUUUUCUUCUUUUUCAUAUAAUUUUGACUUUGUGUAUUUUUUUGUAUCUUAUUAUAAUUUUGUCAAGUAAG
Messenger RNA from Coccinella septempunctata (seven-spotted ladybird), 753 nucleotides. RefSeq names its product chromatin modification-related protein MEAF6 (gene Eaf6). NCBI's taxonomy places the organism in Eukaryota, Metazoa, Arthropoda, Insecta, Coleoptera, Coccinellidae. Gene Ontology annotation, cellular component: NuA4 histone acetyltransferase complex. The record is from RefSeq and is a predicted model, not a curated record. The transcript has 3 exons. The coding region runs from base 296 to 664 and encodes 122 amino acids.